Diospyros lotus (date-plum) is the source of this 1954-nucleotide messenger RNA. RefSeq lists its product as uncharacterized. Gene Ontology annotation, cellular component: vacuole. NCBI's taxonomy places the organism in Eukaryota, Viridiplantae, Streptophyta, Magnoliopsida, Ericales, Ebenaceae. The record is from RefSeq and is a predicted model, not a curated record. Bases 104 to 1543 code for a protein of 479 amino acids. The transcript has 2 exons.
CCCUGAAAAUUUCAGUGAAAGAGAGAUGAACUGACCAAAAACGUUUGGGUUGGAGAAGAAGACUCAUCUCUCUGACUCUGUGCGUCUUCAAUCCAAUGCCACCAUGGAUUCAGAUUUUGUAUCAACAGUAGUCCCAAAGGCAGAAGAAGAAGACGGUCCUCUCACCUCAACCACCACUGCUCUUCUCUCCCAUUCUUCACCCUCUCCCUCUCCCACCAAGCCCGCCACCGCCCUCCUCUUCGUCUCUCUCCUCAUCUCCGCCGGCGCCGCCGUAGCCUUCGCCUUCCUCUUCUUCUCGUCGCCGCCAUCCCAUCCUCACCACCCUACUCGGACCACGGAUUCCGCUCGCCCGCUCUCCAAACUCCCUCACCCAGUCGUCCUGUUGAUUUCCUCCGACGGAUUCCGAUUCGGCUACCAGCACAAAACCCUAACCCCCAAUCUCCACCGCCUCAUCAAAAACGGCACUGAGGCCGACAACGGCCUGAUUCCGGUCUUCCCAACCCUAACUUUCCCAAACCACUACUCGAUCGUCACUGGUUUGUACCCUUCUUAUCACGGAAUCAUCAACAAUCAUUUCGUCGAUCCGGAAACCGGCGAUGCUUUCACGAUGAGAAGCCAUGAGCCAAAAUGGUGGCUCGGAGAGCCGCUGUGGGAAACCGUGGCUAAUCACGGCUUGAAAGCCGCAACCUACUUCUGGCCUGGCUCUGAGGUCCACAAAGGUUCCUGGACUUGCCCUAAAGAUUUUUGCCAGUUUUACAAUGGCUCUGUUCCUUUCGAAGAUCGUGUUGAUACAAUUUUGCAGUAUUUUGAUCUGCCAAUUGAUGAAAUUCCUGUGUUUAUGACCCUCUAUUUCGAGGAUCCUGAUCACCAGGGCCACCAGGUUGGGCCCGAUGAUCCUGAGAUUACAGAAGCAGUGGCUGAAAUUGACGCCAUGAUUGGGAGGUUGAUUCUAGGGUUAGAGACAAGAGGGGUUUUUGAAGAUGUUACUAUAAUCAUGGUGGGUGAUCAUGGAAUGGUGGGUACUUGUGAUGGAAAGUUGAUAUUUCUUGAUGAUUUAGCCCCAUGGAUUGAAAUUCCACACGACUGGGUUCAAUCCUAUACUCCAUUGCUAGCAAUUAGGCCUCCACCGGGCUUGGAUCCGGCGGAUGUUGUGGCAAAGAUGAACGAGGGAUUGGGUUCAGGGAAAGUAAAAAAUGGGGAGCAUUUGAAGGUUUAUCUGAAGGAGGAGCUGCCUGACCGGCUGCAUUACUCGGGCAAUUACAGAAUUCCCCCGAUAAUAGGAUUGGUCGAUGAAAGUUAUAAGAUCGAGCAGAAGAGAUCGAAUAGGAAAGAAUGCGGGGGAGCUCAUGGGUACGACAACGCCUUCUUCUCCAUGCGGACCAUCUUCAUCGGCCACGGUCCUCAGUUUGCUCGCGGCCGGAAGGUGCCAUCUUUUGAGAAUGUUGAGAUAUACAAUUUGGUGACCUCCAUUCUCAACAUACAAGGAGCCCCAAACAAUGGAACCGCCAAGUUUCCAGAGUUUGUUCUUCUGCCCAGAAACUGAAAUCCACCCGGUUACUGUUUGCAGGGCGGCGGGUUGGUGUUAGACUUGGAAGUCUGUUCAGGUUCGCGGGCAGCAGAUGCAAGUGCAUCUGAAUUGAAUGUAACUUUUGUGUACAUGUUUACUACAUGAAUGUGUGAUCAUUCACGUGCAGUCGUCAUGACAUGCUUUUGUUACUUGAGGAUCUCUUAUGGACUCAACACUGUUGAUAUUAACAUUUUCCAGAUUUUGGCCUGGCAAAGUUGUGCAACUAUUUUAGUUCAUUCAAUGUCAUCAGUUUUGGGUAUAACAUCUUUUUAGACACAUUUCAUGUGGAUACAUUGACACUUAAAAGAGUCAAAUCUCCAGUAUUUCUUUGUGUUAUGGUUAACUGAAUUUUUGUUCCAAUUAAAAGGAUUGGAUUUAAAGUAAUUC